GUGCGCUCUCUUUGUGCGCUUAUAACGUUGAAGAAAACAUUGUCCGCAAUGAGUUUUUUCUUUAGUUCAUCAUUUGCCUCACUUCGAAGAUAACAUAUUGAUCGGUGUUUACAGUCUAAUGGUUUUCAGUCUGAAUCAACGGCGACAACUUGAAACAACUCGAGAUAAGAGACGACGAAACAUACCAUACACAACGCGAUACACAUAACAUUGGUGCAACUUUGUGCAUUUCAUCGAAGAAUAUUUCUUGAUUUUUUUUUUUUUUGACAAAAUCAGAUUCUUAUUAAUUCGGGUGAUUGAAAGUGUGAUUAAAAAAAAAGCUUGUUUUGGAUCGGCGUGAAAAUUUUGUUUUAAACAUGAAAUUGACGAUCGUUGUCGUUUUUGCUUGUUUCCUCAUUCUACCUAUCAAUUGUAGUCGCAUCAAUUCCAGAGUUUACGAAGAAAUUCUUAUGGAAAAUCAAAAUCAUAUCAUUGACGUUGGUAGCGACAGUGAACUGCCACAAAAUCACCAACACGACGAGCAACAGCAACAACAACGACAACCAUCACGGUCACAGCAUAAGAAUCCAGAAAUCGGAAAUAUGUUAGCAUAUGUUAAAACAUCGAUACCGAUUCGCAUAUUUCAGUGUAUGCAACGAUUGAAUAUUUUAAAAUGCAUGAAAAUAUUCAUUCUACAGCGCAUGGAACGAUCGCCAAUCUAUCCAAAUACCGGCAAUGUAACGGCCGAUUUUCUCGAUCAAAUUCUAUCAAACAGUCAGAAUAAUAGUGAAGACGGUGCAAUCAAUGAGGAAAUAUUGGAUAAAUUCUAUUUGCAAAUGAGCGAAGUUGAAAUCAAUGAACGGCUUUUAAAGAGUUUUCAGCGUUUCUUUCAUGAUCGUGAAAUAAAAUUACAUUUCAUUCCAGGCAUGGUGGUUAAAGUCGUGCCAAACGAAGAGAAUGCCAUUAAUUUGUCAUUGAAACGAGCAUCAACUUGGUUGGAACCAACGGCAAGCGGACGUGCCAAAACUCGGCCGGGUGAUUAUUUAUUGCAAUUGGGCAUUCCGGCCGUUUUGAUGCCAGCUAUUUUGAUGGGCUCAGUCUUACCGUUUAUUCUACCAGCGUUGAAGUUUGCAACCAUCUUUUCGGGUAUGAUCAAUCAUGCGGCACUAGUUAGCGCAUUCGCAUUUGCAGCCAAACACGCUUCAUUCGGUCAUCCCGAUGCAAUUAAACAUCUUUAUUAUAAUCCGGGAUAUCAUCGACGAUCAUCCGAUUAACGAAAUAAAAAAGAACACCAAAAUAGAAUUUACUCAUACAAACGAAUUUUUGUUUUUGUUUAUUCGUUAUAUGCAAAGAAUUUAAGCAUUUCGAUUUAAUUAUUUAAUUAAGAAAUACAUUCAAGAUUGAUAUUUGAUUGAUUUAAAAUAAUAGAAAAUGGAGAAGAAGAGGCCAACACAAUUUACUUUUAUGGAGUUUUUUUUUAUCACACACA
Messenger RNA from Contarinia nasturtii (swede midge), 1468 nucleotides. RefSeq lists its product as uncharacterized. NCBI's taxonomy places the organism in Eukaryota, Metazoa, Arthropoda, Insecta, Diptera, Cecidomyiidae. Bases 357 to 1253 code for a protein of 298 amino acids. The record is from RefSeq and is a predicted model, not a curated record. The transcript has 2 exons.